AUGGCAAGCUCACUGUCGUUGAUAUACAAGUAUGCCAUCCCGGUCGCCGUCGGUGCGUCUUUUGUCCAGGCGUCAAUGUAUGAUGUGAAGGGAGGAUCUCGCGCAGUUAUUUUCGACAGACUCUCUGGUGUGCAGGAGAAGGUUGUCAACGAGGGCACACAUUUCCUUAUUCCAUGGCUACAGAAGAGCAUUAUAUAUGAUGUCAGGACAAAGCCCAGAAAUAUCUCUACAACGACCGGAAGUAAGGAUUUGCAGAUGGUCAGCCUGACACUCAGAGUGCUACACAGACCCGAGGUUCAGAAGCUGCCUGUGAUUUACCAGCAACUUGGACAAGAUUAUGAUGAGAGAGUCCUCCCGUCCAUUGGAAACGAAGUUCUCAAGUCAAUUGUUGCCCAAUUCGAUGCCGCGGAACUGAUCACCCAGAGAGAGGCUGUCUCAAACCGCAUCCGUACCGACCUCCUUCGACGUGCUAAAGAGUUCAACAUUGCACUUGAGGAUGUCUCCAUCACUCAUAUGACUUUCGGCCGCGAAUUCACCAAGGCUGUCGAACAGAAACAGAUUGCGCAGCAAGACGCAGAACGAGCUCGGUUUAUCGUUGAGAGAGCUGAGCAGGAGAGACAAGCAAACGUCAUCCGUGCUGAGGGAGAAGCAGAGAGUGCUGAUAUUAUCAGUAAAGCCGUCGCCAAAGCAGGUGAUGGUCUGAUUCAAAUACGAAGAAUCGAAGCCAGCCGAGAUAUCGCCCAGACGCUAUCCUCAAACCCCAAUGUCACAUAUAUCCCCGGCGGCGAAGGUGGGAAGGAGGGUGGGAAGGGGACCGGCCUCCUACUUGGUCUGAGAUCAUAG
Microsporum canis CBS 113480 is the source of this 843-nucleotide messenger RNA. Its product is annotated as prohibitin-1. The coding region runs from base 1 to 843 and encodes 280 amino acids. Gene Ontology annotation, biological process: mitochondrion organization. Lineage: Eukaryota; Fungi; Ascomycota; Eurotiomycetes; Onygenales; Arthrodermataceae. The transcript is spliced from 2 exons. Gene Ontology annotation, cellular component: membrane; mitochondrion. The record is from RefSeq and is a predicted model, not a curated record.